Messenger RNA from Durusdinium trenchii, 453 nucleotides. The record is from the annotation of a GenBank genome assembly. Lineage: Eukaryota; Dinophyceae; Suessiales; Symbiodiniaceae.
AUGCCAGUACUGAAGUAUGCUGGGACAUUCAUUUGCGUGGAGGAGGAGAAAAGGAUGGAGAAGCGAACCAGAAGCGUGCCGCCUGUAUUGGAAAGGCCGUCUCCAUCAAGGACCCAAAAGUACUUGUCUUCGUUGGAAUCUCGCGCAGAUGCUUUGUCCUUCCUUCCGGAGAAGCCGACAAGCAAAUCCACAGAAGGGCCGGCUUCGGAAGCCGGUGCUACUCAGAACGAGAUGCCGCAGUCGAUUUCACCUUCUACGGGCAGUAUUGGUCAUCCAGAAUUCUGUCGAAAGCCUUGCAUCCUCUUCAAGCAUGGUCAUUGUUACAAAGGUGCGAAUUGCGAAUAUUGCCACUGCAACCACACCGGGUAUGUCAAGUUGGACAAAUAUCAGCGUGAAACGCUCCACGCUCUUUCGCCGCCACUUCGAGUCAGUGAUGUGAUGUCUCAAAACUAA